Molecule: messenger RNA, 663 nt
Organism: Suhomyces tanzawaensis NRRL Y-17324
Lineage: Eukaryota; Fungi; Ascomycota; Pichiomycetes; Serinales; Debaryomycetaceae
Product: flavin-linked sulfhydryl oxidase
Exons: 2
Coding region: 1-663 (220 amino acids)
Cellular component (GO): mitochondrion
Molecular function (GO): flavin-dependent sulfhydryl oxidase activity; flavin adenine dinucleotide binding
Source: RefSeq, a predicted model, not a curated record
AUGAAGUCCAACAGAAGACCGCUUUUGACCACGUUGACGCUCUUGGUGGUGGUCAGCAUGAUCUACUUCAUGACCAGCGCCUCCGACAAGGGACUCGGCGAGGCCACGCCCAUCAACGCCCAGCAGCAUGAGGUCCAGGAGGUCCAGGCGGCAGUGGAACACCCCAAGAUCGUCACACCACCAGUGGCUGGCGAGCACGCCGCCAUCGAGUUCACAGAAACUCCGUUCAUGCCCAAAAUGGCCAACGAGACCUUGAAGGCCCAGCUCGGCAACGCUGCCUGGAGGCUCUUCCACACCAUCUUAGCCAGAUACCCCGACGCUCCCUCAAAGCAAGAGCAGUCCACGUUGUCGCAGUACAUCCACUUGUUUGCCCAGGUGUACCCGUGUGGCGACUGUGCUCGUCAUUUCCAGCAGCUUUUGGCCAAGUACCCGCCCCAGACGAAGUCCAGGAAGACAGCAGCGUUGUGGGGAUGCCAUGUGCACAACAAGGUCAACGAGAGGCUAGGAAAGGACGAGUAUGACUGUACUACUAUCUUGGAGGACUACGACUGCGGAUGCGGAAGUGACGAGAAGGAGCUGGACGCCACCUUGGGCAGCGAGAGCCUCGACCACUUGCGGAAGAUCAAGGUGAACGAAAAGGAAGACAGACAAUUGGGAGGCUAG